CCUCCCCUUCCUCCGCAGUGCCCGCGGUGCCAGGCCCCGGGGAACCCGCUUCUCCCCUCCCCCCGCCCCGGGGCCCGAAAGACCGUCCGCCUUCCGAACAGCCCAGUUCUAGAAGCGGAAGGCUCCGGGCGUGCGAGGGGCAUCUGAUGUGGUCAGACCCGCGCGUAGGCGGGCUGGCGGGAUCCAGAAGAAACCAAGUCCCCGCAGGGCGAAGUGUUCGGCCAGGUUCCGAGGGAGAUCGUGACGAGUAUCGCCGCCUUGUGCUCUCUUCCCACAGGUCCCUCAGGCGGACACGAUGGUUGAAAACUCCCCAUCGCCACUGCCCGAAAGAGCCAUCUAUGGCUUCGUGCUUUUCUUGAGCUCCCAGUUUGGCUUCACCCCUUUAUCAUACCGUUGAUUCCACCCAGGCAAGCCUCAGCCUUGGAUCGUUCUCAUCCUUCACUCCCUUUGCUGCUACGGAACAAAGAUGGAAAAAGUCAUGAUUAGGUCCACUAGAAGUUUGUUUCACAACCUCAUGCUAUAUCUUGUAUGGGCCUUUAUUCCUGAGACUUGGUUAAACUCCAUAGGACUGACAUACUGGCCACAAAAGUACUGGGCAGUUGCUUUGCCAGUCUACCUCCUCAUUACUAUAGUAAUUACUUACAUAUUGAUAUUUGGAAUUAACAUGGUGAAUACUUCUCGACUGGACUCUGUUCAUACAGUCACAGAUAACUAUGCCAAAAAUCAGCCCCAGAAGAAAUCUCAAGAAAAAGCUGUGCUCGCCUUAAAAGAUAUCCCGAUUAGUGAAGUAAACCAGAUGUUCUUCAUUGCUGCCAGAGGACUUUAUCCUCAGAGCUGAAGGCUCGCAGAGAACAUCUCAACCCCAAGCAUUCGUUUCCAAGUUGUGACUGCUGACCUUUUCCCCUGAAAUACAUUGUAUUCAUCGAGAAGGGGGCAGAUCCAGCGGAGCGGACAGAGGCCUGGCCUUGGGUCCAGGAAAGCCUGGGCUCAAGCCUCCCUUCUGACAUAGGAGUUCUAUGACCCAGACUAAUCACUUAACCUUUGCAUGCUGCGUUGAACUCUAAAACGACUGCGGAGAGGAACUGGGAAGCCCAAGGGGAAGCAGCAGUGGCCGGCGGGGAAUGUUGCCGGGAAACUGCUGAAGGCAGAAGCCGACUGGCUGAACCACGGACCUGGUGGUUCUGCUGGUGGUCGUGUACCAGGGAACGAGGAGCUCGUUUCUCUGUUGGCCUCGGAUCAUCUCUCUGGACCUCGCAGUCAUUCCUCUCCGUUUGAACUCUGUCUCCACGUCCUCCAACCGGUAGCGUAGGGAAUCCUCAUCCCUCGGCCCCCCAUUCUCCACCUUUCCUGCCUUCCCCAACUAAACCCUUCCUUAGGAUAGAAGGGAAAGAUUUUCAUGAGACACGGCCAACUCACCCUGAUAGAGGAGGAAGAAGACGACGAGGGGGAGGGAGGCUGAAGAGGGCGGAAACGGGAGGAAGGCGGUAUGGAGGGAGGAGAAGAUAACUGCCUGAUCUGUUAGUCAUCAAGUAACCAUCAAAUAUCCCCCCUCAUUAUUAUCUGUUACACUGUAUACUACAGAGAAGGUGCAAAUAGAGUUUCCUUGUCUGGGGGAAGGAAGAGGGGGCAGGGUGUCCCCAUUUCAAUUUAAUAAUGGGUCCAGUCCCCGUCCCUGUCAGAUUUUUCUGGGAAGAUGUUUCAAGUAUUGAUGAAUGGAAGAAAUAAAAUACUGUAUGUCCUAUAUUCUGGCAAAGAACCUAAUAAAACAUUAAAGUUGUAGUUAAUGAA
Molecule: messenger RNA, 1788 nt
Organism: Monodelphis domestica (gray short-tailed opossum)
Lineage: Eukaryota; Metazoa; Chordata; Mammalia; Didelphimorphia; Didelphidae
Gene: PIGP
Product: phosphatidylinositol glycan anchor biosynthesis class P
Biological process (GO): GPI anchor biosynthetic process
Cellular component (GO): endoplasmic reticulum
Molecular function (GO): phosphatidylinositol N-acetylglucosaminyltransferase activity
Source: RefSeq, a predicted model, not a curated record